Molecule: messenger RNA, 534 nt
Organism: Cynara cardunculus var. scolymus (artichoke)
Lineage: Eukaryota; Viridiplantae; Streptophyta; Magnoliopsida; Asterales; Asteraceae
Exons: 4
Coding region: 44-280 (78 amino acids)
Source: RefSeq, a predicted model, not a curated record
CAUAGAUUCGAUUUCACUUAUUUUCACACAGGCGAGAACCGCCAUGGCCAGCAUCCUUGCUCAGGAGCGUCUACUUGGCGCUGUCCUGGGAAGUGCAUUCGCCGGAGUUAUGAUCUUUGAGCAGCGCAGAGACAUCUACAAGACAAUUGCACAAAAUCAACCUAAAUCCGAGAUGAAAGAGCCUAAUUGUGGAAAUAAAUCUCGAUUUGAGUUUGGGCAUUAUUGGAACAAAGCAGUGGAUCAGACUUUUGGACCAGCAAUCCAGAUGCUUAGCUCGUGACGAUGAUCUUGAUGCUGAUACAUUUUAUGGUAUGUCAUUCAAGUGAUCCUCUUUAUGCAUUGUAAUUUAUAACCUUUGCUUCAUGUAACGAAGGUAAGAAAGACGAAGCUAGUUCUGCAUUACAUUUCUUCGGUGCUCUUUAGGUCAUUGGGUAUUUUUUAACUGUUUUACCUCCUGUAACUAUAACUUGCUUUAGCUUUAGGAUGACCAGUUUCAGAGACAUAUAAUACAGAACUACAUGCAUUAAUUACUAA